Messenger RNA from Ambispora leptoticha, 1134 nucleotides. The record is from the annotation of a GenBank genome assembly. Lineage: Eukaryota; Fungi; Glomeromycota; Glomeromycetes; Archaeosporales; Ambisporaceae.
CCGUUGUUCCAUUCUCAUUAUCUUAACACCUUCUUUAUCUUGCUUACAAAAACAGAGUUAGCACCGGCCCUGAAGAGACAAUUCGAACAAAUAUAUCAUAAAAUAGAAGGAAUGAACCAUAAAAUAGAAGGAAUGGACCAUAAAAUAGAAGGAAUGGACCAUAAAAUAGAAGGAAUGGACCAUGAAAUAGAAGGAGUACAUCAUCAAGUAAAGAAAGUACGACUUCACAGUGAAAUCUGGCUUAGUGCUCCAGCUACCGCAACAGAAACUGAGAAAGGAUGUUAUGUGAAAGAACAUGCUUCUCCUAUUAGUUUCCCAUUUCAACUGACCGCGAUGACCCGAAGAAGAGAACCUGGAAAGUUUAAAAGCCCGCCUGACCCCCAGGUCUCAGAAGAAAUCUUACAAGAAUAUUUUAUUAGCGAAUGCAAAACAUUCCGAGCAUUCGGGAAUUCACAACUUGAAGUUCAAGAUUCGCAUUCUAUUCCCUUGCUGGCUACUCGAAAGCCCGACUUUGUAUUCAUUGCAAAAGGGGAUCCUCUAAAUGCAUUACAUGUUGUCGCCGUUGGCGAAAUAAGGAAACGGUCAGGGAAUGAUUUUACAAAUGCCGAUGUAGGACACGCAGUAUCAUUUGGUGAAAAGGUACUCCAACUUCAGCCGAGGAGAGCCAAUGUAUAUGUGGUGUUGACAGAUUGCAGAGAUAUUUGUAUUUACAAGGUGACUAGGCGCGAUAUUGAUACCAGUGACAAUAUCCAAUUCUCGUAUCAAUCCAUACCAGUGGCGAAGUUAACUUAUGAAACCAAGGAUACCCCUUCACCAGGGUGGAAAUACCUUGUGACUAUUACGGAAUGCUCUAAGGAACAGCUUGGAUGGGUCGAUCCAUCUCUCUCCUUCGGUUUAGAAACUGUAAGACUGAUUCAACCGAUCAGUGCAGGAAGGACUAGCACCGUAUAUUUAGGAAAGCGUGAUGAAAAGGAAACAGUGGUCGUGAAAAUAGCAAAAAGCAAAGAUUAUUUGUCUUGUUUUAAAAGGGAAAAAAGCGCACUGGAAGAUCUUUCGAGUUUGAAAUCACCUCAUCUUCAGACCCUCCUCCUGAACGGUGAUGGCAUCCUUGUCACAACUCCUUAUUGUGAGAAA